Molecule: messenger RNA, 951 nt
Organism: Fusarium sp. VM40
Lineage: Eukaryota; Fungi; Ascomycota; Sordariomycetes; Hypocreales; Nectriaceae
Source: the annotation of a GenBank genome assembly
AUGCCUUCCUGCGCUGCUACUUUCGACGCGGACGGUAAUGAAAAGACCAAGAUCCAUGUCUUCUACAACCAGCAAAACAAGAACCUUGGGCUUCUGUUCCGCAAUGAACAAGACGGAGGCCAAGCUCAAUUCAACAACUUUGCUUCUGGGGGCGACGCCGUUGUUGGCAAUAUCAUCAACCCGUCUUACCUAGCCGUCACCAAGUUCAACAACCAGGACUUUGUAUUUGGUGUGACCGACAAGAGGUCCGUCUCAGUCAGCCAGAACAACAACGAGGUUGACCCCAACGGCUGCAAGUGUCCCCCAGAUGCUAAGGAGGUUGACCUUUCCCUCAUCAGCCCCGUCUACAUGGUCGUUUCCCCGUAUGUUUAUAGCGACAACUACAGGAUUGCUGCGUGCUGUAGCAAGACUGACAACUGGAUCUACUAUCUCAAGAAGAAGGGCCAAGAUCUCAACCUUUAUGAAGCCAUGAUUGGGGACGGCAGCGACAAUGAAUACACCGAAUUGACUAAAGUCGCCCCCAACUCCUCUCUCGCAGCCUGGUACGGCACUGUCGACAACAAAAAGCACAUCGUUUACCAGAGCACUGCUGGGUCGAACAAUUUGUAUGAGUUCACAGCCGACUCACAGGACAACCGUCAAAUUGACCAAGCUGCGGGGGUGCGGCCCAACACAUCUAUUGCUGUUGCUGUCACUACGAACGGUGUCUACCUAUACUACAUCAACACGAACAACCGUAUCUCCAGAGUUUACAAGGAUCUUGAAGAGAAAUCAGAAUUCGCCAACUACACUGUUGUCAAAGCUUGCACUAACAAUGCUGCCGCGGAUGCUCAGCUCACUGUCACGCUUGCUGGGGAUGAUAUUCACAUCUUCUACACGGCUGAAAACCAGAACAAGCAGAACGUCGUCUCCCACUUCGUUGAUAAGAAGCCUCCCAAGCCCGCUCAGUGA